This is a messenger RNA of Monoraphidium neglectum, 1737 nucleotides long. RefSeq names its product starch synthase. The transcript has 13 exons. Bases 1 to 1737 code for a protein of 578 amino acids. The record is from RefSeq and is a predicted model, not a curated record. Gene Ontology annotation, cellular component: chloroplast. Gene Ontology annotation, molecular function: alpha-1,4-glucan glucosyltransferase (UDP-glucose donor) activity. NCBI's taxonomy places the organism in Eukaryota, Viridiplantae, Chlorophyta, Chlorophyceae, Sphaeropleales, Selenastraceae.
AUGGGCCCGUCUGCCUGGGGGCGGCCUGUGCUGGAGCCCCUGGAGCCCCUGGCGCCCAGGGCACCACAGGGCACCCGCAAGACCCGACCGCGCGUCACCCAGUGCACGGAGCCCCUCAGCAUCGUCUUCUGCGCCGCCGAGGUGGCGCCCUGGUCGAAGACGGGGGGCCUGGGUGACGUCAUGGGCGCCCUGCCCCAGGCCCUGGCGGCGCGCGGCCACCGGGUGACUGUCGUCACCGCGCGCCACACCAACGGCGGCGCCGACGUGGCGCGGUACGACGGCGCGGAGGGCCACGCACCCGCGCCGCGCGCCGCCUCAGCGCUCGCCCCUUGCAACGCACUCACGCCGUCCCCUGCGGCCGCCGCGCAGGUCGUCCCGGGCGGCCCCUUGCACAUCGAGCUCGGCGGCGGGCGGCAGGCAGUGGAGCUGCACCGGCUGGAAGCGGACGGCGUGGAGUGGUUGUUUGUGGACCACCCCGUGUUUCAGCGCCCCGGGACACCCUACGGCGACGCCAAUGGGCCGUUUGAGGACAACCUGUUUCGCUUCGCACUACUGUCGCUGGCCGCGCUUGAGGCGCCGCUAAGAAUCGCGGCGAGCGGCGGCCGGUCUCUCGGCGAUGACGUGACGUUCAUCGCCAACGACUGGCACGCGGCGCUGCUGCCGGUGUUCCUCAGGAGCCGGUACCAGGAGGGGGGCGCGUACCGCGGCGCCACCUGCGCGCUGGCCAUCCACAAUCUCGCCCACCAGGGCGUGUUCCCCAGCCACGCCUUCAACGGGCUGUCGCUGCCGGGCGGCACGUACGGCCUGCUGGAGUGGCGGCCGCCGCCGGGGCCGGGCGAAGACCCCAACAAUCACAGGGAGGCCACCCUCAACGUGCUCAAGGGCGGCGUGGAGUGCGCGGACAGCCUGAUCACUGUGUCCCAGAACUACGCCCUCGAGAUCACGUCAUCGCCGCAGCCCCAGGGCAUACACACCCUGCUGGCGCAGCGCCGCGCGCUGCUGCGGGGCAUCGUCAACGGCAUCGACACGCGGGAGUGGGACCCCUCGUCUGACCCCCUCAUCCCGGCCAACUACAGCGCCCAGGACCUGGCGGGCAAGGCGGCCUGCAAGCGCGCGCUGCAGCGGGAGCUGCGGCUGGAGCCGGACCCCAGGGCGCCCUUGGUGGGGUUUGUGGGGCGGCUGGACCACCAGAAGGGGCCAGACCUGGUGCUGGAGUCGCUGCCCGCGCUGGCGGCGCUGGGCUGCCAGGUGGUCAUGCUGGGCAGCGGCGCCCCCGACUACGAGGCCGCCCUGCAGGAGGCCACCAAAACAUACGGCUUCUUCUUCAGGGCCGUGGUCGGCUUCAGCGUGCCGCUGGCACACCGCCUCAUGGCCGGCUGCGACAUCCUGCUCAUGCCCUCCAGGUUUGAGCCAUGUGGCCUCAAUCAGCUCUACGCCAUGCGCUACGGCACCGUGCCCGUGGCCCACGCCACUGGGGGCCUGGCGGACACCAUCGAUGACGUCAGCGCUUUCGACGGGGGAGAGGAGGGCACCGGGUGGACCUUCUCCCCAGCCACCCUGGACGCGCUCGCGGGCGCGGUCGCCGCCGCCGUGCGCUGCUACCGCUCGUCGCCGGCGGCGUGGGGCGCGGUGGUGCGGCGCGGCAUGGCGGCGGACCACUCAUGGGAGGGGGCGGCUGAGCAGUACGAGAAGGUUUUGCUGGGCGCAAAGGAGAGGCGGCUGGCCGCAGCGGUGUAA